UGCAGGACAACAAACGGAGGAGAGGCAGCUCGGACGGAGGCAGAGCGGCAGCCUGUAUCCUGGCAUUUUGUUAAAGAUAUUUGGAACAAUGCAGUCUGCCAAGAGGAGUGAGAGUGACUGGCAGGGGUUGGUCAGCGAGUUUCUAGUGUGUAAGCGCAAGCUGGAGAGUAAGAAAGAGGCCCUGCUCAUUCUGUCCAAGGAGCUGGAUACCUGUCAGCAGGAAAGAGACCAGUACAAGCUGAUGGCCAACCAGCUGAGGGAGCGCCACCAGGGACUCAAGAAGAAGUACAGGGAACUCAUUGACGGUGACCCCUCUUUGCCACCAGAAAAACGCAAUCAGGUGAAUCUGGCUCAGUUGUUGAGAGACUCGAGAGAACGGGCGAAAAAGCUCACUGAGGAGGUGAAGGAGCUGACUCAGAGGCUUGUGGAGGCCCAGGGAGAUAACAAGCUCCUGAGAAUGACCAUUACUCGACAGAGGCUGGGGGAUGAGGAGGUGGGAGCGCGCCAUUUCCCCGCUCACGAACGGGAGGAUUUAGUACGCCAGCUGGAGAGAGCAGGGCUACAGAUGGAGGAGAUGGAGCACAACCUGAAGGCUCUGACGGACGAGCUGCAGGACAUGAAAGCGGAGCGCAACGUGUUCAGGGAGAAGGCCUAUCGACUCAACGUGGAGCUCAACCACAUCCUGGGCAACCGCGAGGCACGCAUCGUUGAUGUGGAUGCCCUCUGCAUGGAGAACAGGUAUUUGCAUGAGCGCUUUGGCCAACUACAAGAGGAGGUGAACCUGCUGAAAUCUAACAUCAUGAAGUACAAGACCGCUCUUGAGAGGAGGAAAAACUGCAGCACAUAUGGGAAAUCAAACAGCAGUCCCCUCACUGGAGUCCUCUCAGCCAAACAAGUCCAGGAGAUGCUCCUGGAAGAGCAGGGCUGCAGCCUGCCGGCCACGCCUCAGUCCAUCUCCGACCUCAAGUCCCUGGCCACGGCUCUGCUGGAGACCAUCCACGAGAAGAACCUUGUCAUCCAGCACCAGAGGCACACCAACAGGAUCCUCGGAAACAGAGUUGCAGAUUUGGAACGGAAGCUAAAGACGUUGGAGGUUUCGGGACUGUGGAGUCUUCCAGGGACACGAGACAGCAUCACACUGAAUGAUAACCUUCAGCCGGAGCUUCAUCCAACACGUGCCACACCUCAGCCAAGACUGCAUCCACCCAAAGUUGUGUCAGACAACAGAAGUUCACAUGAAUCAUUGUGGGAAAGCCACACCACUGGCAGCGACCUUGGCACAGAUGGCGUCGGCAGGGAAGACACACCUGCACUGCUCAACAGCCUGGAGCCUCUGGUGGGGGUGGAGACGAAUGGGAUUGACAGGAGAGGGGGAGAAAUCGUGACCCUGACGGAAGAUCGAGUCUCUUUAGAGCUGGAGGAGGGGCGGAGUCCUGUGGAAGAGGCAGGGCACGAGGUAGAGGGAGUUGAAGAUGAACUGGGUUCCACGGUAGAGGAAGGAGAAGAGGCAGCUCUGGCGCUGGGUGUCCCGUCCUCUGAAUCAGACCUUCCGUGGCUUCGACUAAGACAAGCCUCUGUUGAGUCAGAGGUGGGCCAUCAGCCCUGUGAAUCUCAGGACAAUGGGUCUAAUAAUGUACCUGAACAUGUAGAAACCUCAAUAUCGGCUCCAGAGAACCAGGCCCCAGAGGCGUCGAGUACAGGGGAGUGGGACGUUCACUGUCAAUCUGUCGAUCACCUGUCGUAGUAACAACUUGGCAUGAUCUGACAUCACUGAAAGACUUAAGGAGCUUAUUUCAAUCCUUGUCUUUGUCGAUCUUAUUGAUAAUUGCAUUAAUCAUCCCUAGUUGCAUUCUCACAACGUAGCUCGAUUUUCCACCGAGCAGCUCCUGUUUUAGUCAAUAAAACAGAAAACGCUUUUUCAGCCAGCGUUGACAGAGCCGGAGGUGCACUUUGUAUCCAGACAAGCUUGUUGCUGCGCAGGAACAGACAAUCUCGAAAUCAAUGGGGUUGCAAACUUCAUGCCCUACAGGAAAAAUUUUGCUAGGAAUAUAACAAAAUAUGUCUGCCUCAACUCCUGUGCCCCAUAUUCCCUUCUUCCUCUCCCAUGCAAUAAGAUAAUCCCAGUUGUUUGCUUUCUUCUUCUUCCUAGGGGAUGCCAAUAUACUGUGAGUGCUGCAUUUUGUUCUUACUCUCAUAGGGGGUCCAAAUUGGUUUACCAAAACUUGUAUUGAAUGUGUUGUACAUAAUGCGUAAAUGAAUGAUAUUCAUAAUAAGAGAUUGUAUUGAUGUAUAUUCAUAUGUGUGGGGGGAUUUAUUAAAAAUAGAUAUUUGGAUGAGUCUA
This is a messenger RNA of Micropterus dolomieu (smallmouth bass), 2341 nucleotides long. It is a transcript of the gene ccdc149a, whose product is annotated as coiled-coil domain containing 149a. Lineage: Eukaryota; Metazoa; Chordata; Actinopteri; Centrarchiformes; Centrarchidae. The coding region runs from base 89 to 1744 and encodes 551 amino acids. The record is from RefSeq and is a predicted model, not a curated record. The transcript has 12 exons.